CAAGAAGCAGAAUUGUCUUCGGGAAAUACCUUGUGAAAUUACACACAUCUAGCGUAACAUACUCUGCAAGGAUUACAUUACACAAGAAGCAAAUCUGAAGUGUUAUUUACCUUACUUCAGAAAUGCAGUCUAUCCAAGAUUAUGACAAGAGAGACAAACAGUCAGUUGGUAUGUCUGAUUUACAAGACUCACAGAGCUCCAAGGAUGAAAACCGGCGAGACGAAAGGGGGCAGUGGGCAUCACAGACAGAAUACCUGCUCUCCAUGAUUGGCUUCUGCGUUGCUCUUGGCAACGUGUGGCGGUUUCCCUACAUCUGCAAUCGAAAUGGAGGAGGGGCGUUCCUGAUUCCUUUCGUCAUAUGUCUGGUAUUGUGUGGCCUUCCAAUGCUCUUCCUGGAAGUGGUCCUUGGACAGUUUUCAGGAAAGAGUCCUUCACAUGUGUGGUCCCUGAUGUGUGGAGUUUAUGUCCCCUGAUGAAAGGUAUUGGUAUCGGUAUGCUGAUCCUGUGUGUUGUUUCUGCUGUCUAUCUGAACGUCAUCUGUGGGUGGGCAAUGUACUACGCCAUCUCCUCCUUCAGUGACAUCCUCCCCUGGACAAACUGCAACAACACGUGGAACACUGACUCUUGUGUCACUGGUUUCAAGGCAUUGAAUCAAAGAGUAAAUGGAGUGUUUAAUUCUACAAGCUUGAAUAAGACCAACACCUUCAAUGCAACAUACACCAUCGAGACAAGUUACGGAAACACUACCAGUCUGGAGGACAGUGAAUUGAACAAUGUUUUCCGUACGGCAGCAGAGGAAUUUUGGCACUUCAAGGCGCUCGGAAUAUCGGAAGGUAUCGAGCACACCGGAUCUAUCAAGUGGGAGAUGGCGUUGUGUCUUCUCGCUUCUUGGUUCCUCAUCUUCAUCUGUGUGGUAAAAGGCGUGAGAUCUUCUGGUAAGGCUGUGUAUGUGACCGCAACGUUGCCCUAUGUCAUCCUGGUGAUCCUGUUUAUUCGAGGCCUGACUCUACCCGGAGGAACAGAUGGAGCUCUGUUUUACAUCACUCCAAACUUUAGUAAACUUCUAGAAAUGCAGGUGUGGUUAGAGGCCUGUCUCCAGGUGUUCUACUCCCUUGGUCCGGCCUGGGGAUGCAUCAUAACAAUGUCCAGCUACACCAAGUUCCAUGCCAACUGUCUCAGGACCUGGAUUGGGCUUUGUUAUCUACCCAGAAGCCUUAGCGCAACUUCCGCUUCCUCAGUUGUGGAGUUUCAUCUUCUUUGCUAUGCUUAUCCUAUUAGCAAUGGAUUCACUAUUCUCUCAUGUUGAAACCUUCAUGGCUGCUAUCAUGGACGAGUAUCCCUCCCUACUGAGAUGGAGGGUUCCAAUCAACGCAGCCUACUGUUUGGUGUCUUUCCUCGCCGGACUUGUGAUGACG
Haliotis rubra (blacklip abalone) is the source of this 1415-nucleotide messenger RNA. RefSeq names its product sodium- and chloride-dependent glycine transporter 2-like. Gene Ontology annotation, cellular component: membrane. The coding region runs from base 359 to 1306 and encodes 315 amino acids. Gene Ontology annotation, biological process: sodium ion transmembrane transport. The transcript has 9 exons. The record is from RefSeq and is a predicted model, not a curated record. NCBI's taxonomy places the organism in Eukaryota, Metazoa, Mollusca, Gastropoda, Lepetellida, Haliotidae.